AUGUCGCCCUGUCCGAAGAUUAAUAACCUAAGAAACCUUGAUGAGAGAAUCGUUGAGAAAAAGCGACAAGAUACUUUCGAAAUAUGUAAAAUUUUUAAAGAACAAAAUAAUCUGGUUAUAAGCAAUGCCAAAGAAGCCCGCCCCAGAUUAAGAAGAAAUAUACAAGAAAAUCCAGCCAUAAACAGAGAAGAUCUUAAAAGAGUUGAAAGCAUAGUUGAGAAACUCUACGAUGAAGUGGAAAAAAAAAUAACUUAUAGGCAAAGAAAAUUUAAUGAUUCGACUACGAUAAAGAUCAGCCAUAGGCGUUUCAAUUUUGCUCCAGCGAGUUUAUCGGGACCUGAAAAACAAGGUCCAAGUGCUGAUGGUGCGAAAGUACUAUAUCAUGGAGGUCCCGAUACAAUGCCUUGGACCAAGAAGUGGCAUCAUGGGAUCGUUCCAUAUUUUAUCGAUCCUAAUUCUUAUGAUGUCCAACUAACGGAAGUGAUAAUCAAAGCAUUUGAUUACUUUGAGAAAGUUACUUGCAUUCGGCUGCAGCGGCUAAGAGAUCGACCCCUUGAUAAAAAGUCUCUACAAAGUGUGGAAUGGUUGUAUAUCAGCAAUCCUUCUGGUAUCCGGCAAUGCGUUCAUAGUAACGAGAGAAAACCCAAUCAAGGUGUUCAGAUGGUGGUAAUCGGCUACGAUUGUAUGUCUUUAGGGGAAAUUCUUCAUGAAAUUAUGCACGUAUUAGGUUUCUCUCAUGAACAUACCCGGCCCGAUAGAGACAGCUACAUAACAAUCUUGUGGGACAAUAUAAAAGCAGGAUACAAGAAAUAUUUCUCAGCACGCCGAGUUGAUCCGCUUAAUCUGCCAUAUGAUUACGCUAGCGUGCUUCAUUAUCCCCCUCGAGCGUUUUCUAAAAAUGGGCAAAUGACCAUAAUGGCGCAACAACCAACAAAGAUUGGCCAACGUGAAGCUUUAAGCGAAAUAGACAUUUUAAAAGUAUCAAAAGUAUACAACGCCGAGUGCAUGGAACGGAAUAAGGAAUAUCUUUUGGAAACGUGUCCUAGCGUUAUGAAUAGAAGGAAAGAUGAGCAAGCAGCUACUAUUGAUGAAAUCAAUGAUUACUUUAGCGAAAGGAUCUGGCCGUAUGGUAUAGUUAAUUACAAGAUACGGGAUGAUAUGGAAUUUACAACUGAAGAAAAAGAAAACAUUCAAGCUGUAAUACGUCAUAUAGAAAAGGAAACAUGCAUUGAGUUUAGAAACCUAGACUCAAAAAGAGGUUCUUCAGAAAAAGAACUUUCAGAUGAAGAUAGAAAAAACAAACCAACCAAAGAUGAAAUAAACCCUCAACAAUCAAACAUAGAUAAUGUAACUUUUCACAAUUCAUCAGCUUACAAUCAUGGUAAAGCAAAGCUGACAUAUAGCAUACCUAAUUCCACUCCGGAAAGUCAAAGAGAUACUGAUAAUGAAAUUUCAAACGAUAGUUGGGAUAACCCUAAAAUAUCGAAAGCAGCUACUCGAUUAAAACGUAAUAUAAUAUUACCAUUACGACGACAUGCAGCGAAUAUAUUAACCUUGGUUAGAUCGUCCGAGCCUGGGUGCCAAUGUCAUCCCCCAGGAAGACCAAAUGGACAUAAAGAUCUUGUUAUCAAUAAUGAUUGCUUUAAUUCGGUGAAUGAUCUUUUGCACGUGUUUGUACACGUGUUAGGUUUGGACCAUCAACAUAAUAUGCACGAUCGUGAUUUGUUUCUUAAAAUCGUGUGGGAUAAUCUUACUCCAGAAAUUAAAUCUGAAAUGUCACAUAAGCUUCCGCCGGCCUCAGCAGCAGGGUUUGCCUACGACUACCAGAGCGUUAUGCAUUACCCGUGGUUACAAAUAAAAGAUGGUGUUACAAACAUCAUGUAUCCAAUAUGGAAUGAUGGUUGGGCCAUGGGUCACUGGCAAGGCUUAAGCUAUAUCGACGUUCGAAAAUUAAACCUAAUCUAUAAAGAGCAGUGCGCAUUGCGAAGUCAAAGUGUUUCUUCAAAACGACAAUUUUAGAUCAUAUUUCAUUUGUUUUAAUAGAACA
This is a messenger RNA of Pieris rapae (cabbage white), 2047 nucleotides long. RefSeq lists its product as uncharacterized. The record is from RefSeq and is a predicted model, not a curated record. Gene Ontology annotation, molecular function: metalloendopeptidase activity; zinc ion binding. Gene Ontology annotation, biological process: proteolysis. Lineage: Eukaryota; Metazoa; Arthropoda; Insecta; Lepidoptera; Pieridae. The coding region runs from base 1 to 2019 and encodes 672 amino acids. The transcript has 12 exons.